This is a messenger RNA of Mercenaria mercenaria, 922 nucleotides long. RefSeq names its product dyslexia-associated protein KIAA0319-like protein. NCBI's taxonomy places the organism in Eukaryota, Metazoa, Mollusca, Bivalvia, Venerida, Veneridae. The transcript is spliced from 4 exons. The coding region runs from base 71 to 922 and encodes 283 amino acids. The record is from RefSeq and is a predicted model, not a curated record.
CUUGACAAACGCCGACGUAGCGAUCAUUCUUGACGCUUCCACUAGUGUAACUUACAAAAACUUUAAGAAAAUGCGACAGUUUGCUAAAGAUAUCGUCGAUAAAGCGGAUGUAGAUAGCGGAAGCGUACGAAUAGGGGCUUUGGUAUAUAGUACGGUGGUACAAACCCAGUUCUAUCUCGACGAUUAUGCCACAAAAGACGACAUUAAAGCAGCAAUUGAUAAAUUUCCUUACAUCUAUGGAAGUACAAACACUGCUGGUGCCCUUAAAGAGAUGCGUGAGAAACUGUUUGAUCAACAACGAGGUGACAGGAGGGGUGUAGAUAAUGUAGCCUUCAUCGUAACAGAUGGUACAUCAAACGCUAACAGAAGAACUAUUCCCGAGGCCAGGAAAGUGAGGGCAAAAGGAAUAAAGGUUUAUGCAAUCGGUAUCGGUUUGAAGUAUACUACAGAGUUGGAAGACAUGGCAUACGAAAAUAAAACAGAUUAUGUAUUUCCUGUUAAGACAUUUGAUGAAUUGGCUAAUUUGACUGAAACUAUAUUUGGUGGCGACGAAGAGUGUGACCGAGAUUUUCCACCGGUUGCAAAUUCUGGCGAUGAUGUAGAGAUCAUGCUACCGAUAGAUAAGGUUACAUUAAAUCGUAAUAAGUCCAGUGAUGACAUACAAAUUGUUGCUUAUCCAUGGGAAGUUGUCUCCGGAGAUUCCAUACAGCUCGCCGAUGAAGAAUCUGUCACUCCUACAGCAAUGGGCCUUAACGCUGGAACAUACACGCUUAUACUCACUGUCUUUGAUGAACUAGAUCAAUAUGAUGAGGAUGAAGUUAAUAUCAACAAAGUGACUGACGCUUGUGAUGACGUCACCAUAAAACUACCGACUGAGGAGGAAACUUUAGAUGGAAUGCUCCUACACAUUAACUGUUGUUAA